Hibiscus syriacus is the source of this 720-nucleotide messenger RNA. RefSeq names its product ethylene-responsive transcription factor ERF091-like. Gene Ontology annotation, molecular function: DNA-binding transcription factor activity; DNA binding. The record is from RefSeq and is a predicted model, not a curated record. Bases 7 to 720 code for a protein of 237 amino acids. Gene Ontology annotation, biological process: regulation of DNA-templated transcription; ethylene-activated signaling pathway. Lineage: Eukaryota; Viridiplantae; Streptophyta; Magnoliopsida; Malvales; Malvaceae. The transcript has a single exon.
ACUAAGAUGGCUAUAGAAAGCAGUCGCCAUGCAACAUUUAAUCAGUUGAUAUUAGAGAACGUAUGGGCAAACUUCAUCGGUGGAGAAGAAGCAAAGACAAAAUCAACGUCGAAAUCCUGGGAAGGACUGCCAUGCCUCGAUGGGAGACAGGGUUCUUCAAUGGGAGCCGACGCCUGGGAGGGUCUUCUUGAUGGGAUUAUUCCUUUAGGUCAAUUCUGUAACGAUGGAACAACCAAAGAUAUAAGCCCUCGAGGUGUUAAAGUGAAUCCUACUAGAGUUGAGAAGGCGGCGACGAGAUACUACCGGGGAGUGAGACGAAGGCCGUGGGGAAAGUACGCCGCAGAGAUAAGGGAUUCAUCCAAGAAAGGAGCUCGGUUGUGGCUCGGAACAUUUGAAACAGCCGAGGAAGCCGCUAUGGCGUACGACAAAGCUGCUUUGAGAAUCCGAGGCCCCAAAGCAUAUCUUAACUUCCCACUAGAGAUGGUUCAUGGAGCCAUGGGAAUUGACAACACAAAAGGCAUUGAUUACUUGGACCAUUGUUCGUCGACUGCUGCUUAUCAAGGUCUUGGGAAUAACCCGAAAACGGUGUGUAGAGGUCGGGAGGAAAACGGUGAGGUUGAAGAGCCUAAACUAAAGAAACUGGCAACUGGUGAAGAAGAUGUGUUUGAGUUUCAGGAUUUGGGGAGUGAUUAUUUGGAGAGUAUGCUGUCUUCUUUUUAA